This is a messenger RNA of Trametes versicolor FP-101664 SS1, 555 nucleotides long. RefSeq lists its product as uncharacterized. Bases 1 to 555 code for a protein of 184 amino acids. NCBI's taxonomy places the organism in Eukaryota, Fungi, Basidiomycota, Agaricomycetes, Polyporales, Polyporaceae. The record is from RefSeq and is a predicted model, not a curated record. The transcript is spliced from 2 exons.
AUGGUGGAUACGCUCAUCGCCAACGCUAACCUUGAAGAUCUACGCGCCAUCGUUCGCGGCAUGCUGGCCACGAGUCCUCCCUCGGUCGCCGCAGCGUUUACGUCCGCAGCACGCCAGCGACUCGUCCGCGUCCGGGCGGCGGAGGUCCCGGACACCACGGGUAUUUUCGUCGCCGAAUCUGGCGGGAACGCCGCCGCGCCGAGCGAGAAGCUGAAGGGCAUUCUCCUUCGCGUUCGCACCCUCUACGGGUCGGGGAUGGGCUUUGCAAGUCUGAAGACAUUGGCGCGGGUCGUCGGCGCCACUGUAGGACUCCGGUGGAAGGAAGAUAGCGUGAUGGAGGAUACACUGGCGACAAUCGACGCAGACAUCAGCCAGGCCAUUCAAAGCGCGAAGGAGGAGAUAGACGGCGGGCGGGUCACGGAUCUUCAGGAGGCGCGGGAGGUCGUGGACGAACUGCGGGCAGCGAUUACGGAGAGUCAGAUGGACACGAAGAAGUGGGACGGCGGGUUCCCGUUCGAGCGGGCGGAGGCGAGCUUGGAAUACUGGCGGGUGUAG